AAGCCCUAGCGGACCCUAUUUCUUCUCUCUCUCUCUCUCCCCUCAAUUUUCUCAGCGAGUUUCUAGGGUUUCACUUUGAAACCUGUGCUGCUCCGAGCUUGAUUCCAUGCCGUCCGCGGUACAUCUGAUUUUAACCGAAAUCUCCUCUGGUUACAGAGGAAUUCAUUGAAGGUCGCCGAGGAGAUUUUUCAGUCUUUAAUUAUUGUGGUUGAUUUUAUUAGUGGUUGAUUCAAUUCAGAUGGAAGAUUUUUGGCAGAAACAAAGGAAUUAACACUUUUCGGAGAAGAACUAAUAAGGGGAAAAAUGGGUAAAGUAUCUCCAAAAGAAAGGGAAUCGAAGAAUUCCAAACGGAAAAAGCGGUUGCGGAAUUCAAGCAACAAGUAUCUGAAGCCAGGUACGCUUGCUCAGCUUCGGUACAGCAAGGUCGCCACGGCUGCCAGGUCUUGUACUGAUCUUGGGAAGAAAAGGGUCGCUGUUUUGGAGGCAAAGAAGUCGGACAAUGAUCUGUUGCUUGAAGAUAAUAGGGUUAUUGAUAGAAGCCCUUUGAUGUUGUCGCCUGUGAAUUUGGUUAGACAGAACAGUUUCAUGGGAACUCCAAAGACGCCCCGUAUUGAGGAUUGCGAUUCGGACUCCCGGCUAGAGUCUCUGCCAAUGGAUUUGCUGGUUAAAAUACUUUGCCACUUGCAUCACGACCAACUGAGGGCUGUUUUUCAUGUUUCUCAAAGAAUUAGAAGAGCUGUUGUGCUUGCAAGGCAAUUCCACUUCAAUUACACAACUCCAGAUCGCUCGCGACAGGAGAUGUUAAGAACAAUGACCCCAAGACCAACUGAACACUGGCCUUUUGUUAGCAAGGGAGAUGGGAAGGGUAUUUGGAUGCCGAGCCCACAUACCCCAAAAGCACCAAGGCAUGGCCCACGACCACCUUCUCGGCUCAAAUUCUCUGAGAUGCGGCAGGUUGCAGCUGUUCUAUUCCCAGAAUCUGCUUUUCCUUCAAGAUGCAUUGUGCCAUCUGCUUUACCGAAGCCACUAUGCAAAUCUUUGGCUUCUAAUCGAGUUCUAUUCUAUGAGGAUGAGUUAUGCCAGGCUGUUGCUCAGAAUAAACUCCGUUGAUUUAUUUUCCAGGCUUUUUCUUGCCUCAUGUUUCGCUGUGUAUAGUUUUGUUUCUGUUCUCUAUAGAUGGUCAUAGUUAGGCUAGGGAAUAUGCAAUUUUGUAGCUUUGCUGGGGGCAGUUUUAGGUCAUAUGAAACUUGAGGUUGCUGUUAGGGUUAAAAAAUUCGGUUGAUGGUUGUGGGAAUAACAUAUUUCAAACUGAUUACUUGUAUAUUUCCUAUAUAUAUAUAUUUGAAAGAA
Juglans microcarpa x Juglans regia is the source of this 1350-nucleotide messenger RNA. Its product is annotated as F-box protein At4g35930. Bases 304 to 1110 code for a protein of 268 amino acids. The transcript has 6 exons. Lineage: Eukaryota; Viridiplantae; Streptophyta; Magnoliopsida; Fagales; Juglandaceae. The record is from RefSeq and is a predicted model, not a curated record. Gene Ontology annotation, molecular function: protein binding.